Parnassius apollo (apollo) is the source of this 1452-nucleotide messenger RNA. Lineage: Eukaryota; Metazoa; Arthropoda; Insecta; Lepidoptera; Papilionidae. The record is from the annotation of a GenBank genome assembly.
AUGAGUGAUAAUGACGUAAACAGUGACCGUUCGCCUACUUUGACUCCGCCUAGAAAAUUACCCAAAAAAGGUGCUUGGACAAGAAAAAAGGAAGGUAACGCAUUAUCGCAACAACGUGUACAAAAUUUUAGACAGCAAUGGUUAAACGACCCGACUUUUAAAGACUGGCUUUUGCCAGACACCAAUGAUUUAACAAAAGCUAAAUGUGUAUAUUGCCCGGGAACAUCAAUGGUAGCUGAACUAUCCAAUUUAAAAACUCAUGCCUCUACCAAGAAACACCUAAGCAACAAACCCGGAUCCAGUGGAAAAACACAAGCAUUAACAUCGCUUGGAUUCCAAAGAGGUAUAACUCCACAAAAUAGAGAAAAAGCUCGUGCAGAAAUUAAACUUUCUGCUUUUUUUGCGGAGCACAAUAUUGCAUUCUCGGUUGCUGACCAUUUGACAGAUUUAUUAAAAGAAGUUGUGACGGAUUCUAAAUUAAUCAAGGAAAUUGAACUUAAACGAACCAAAAUUACAGGUGUGAUAAAGAACGUUCUCGGAGAAGGUCAUAAGGCAGAUUUAGCCCAAAAACUACAAAAAAAUCAGUUUUCGGUGAUGACGGACGAGACGACCGAUGUGUCUACGGUCAAAACUGCUUGCGUUGUGGUACGCUAUUUUGAUCAAGAAGCUCAAAAGAUAUGUAGCGCAUUUUGGGAGCUGUACAAAGUUUUUAAGGAAACACCUGAUGCUGUUGAUAUUCCUACUGCCAAUGCCGAGAAUUUAUACAGAGCUCUUAUUGAUUCAUUUACUAACCGUAAUGUUCCAUUAACAAAUGUGAUCGGCUUUGGCUCAGAUGGGUGUAAUGUCAUGAUGGGUGAUAACGACUCAGUGAAAACAAGGUUAUUACGCGAUUUUCCAGGAAUCAUAAUCACGAAGUGCGUUUGUCAUUCGGCCCAUUUGUGUGCCAGUGAAGCCUGUAAACAGCUGCCUGAAGGUGUAGAACAACUGGCUAGAGAUAUCUACAACUUUUUUAAACAUAGUGAUAAACGGCUAUUUGAUUUUCGUAACUUCCAGUCGUUUGCUGCAGUGGAGCCUCACAAAAUACUGAAACCAUCACAGACAAGAUGGCUUUCCUUAUUAUCAGUGGUUGAAAGGAUAUUAGAGCAAUGGGAAGCCCUACGUCUUUUUUUUAUCGAUUUUACGACAAAUCGUGCACAUAGAGCAAGAGCCGAUGUAAGAAAUCGAGCAGUAUUUAUUCUCGAAAAACUCAGCAACCCAUUCUACAAACUUUAUUUCUGUUUCCUUGAAUGGUCGCUCCCUUUAUUCAAUAAGUUCAAUCUGGAAUUUCAAAGCGAGAAAGUAGUUGUUCACAAUCUACAUGAGAAAAUUCGUACACUCUACCAGGAAAUCCUAUUGCGUUAUUUACAACGCGAAUAUGUCAUGAGGCCAAAUCUUGGUGAAAUAAACCCUUAA